Messenger RNA from Trypanosoma grayi, 2637 nucleotides. RefSeq lists its product as hypothetical. Gene Ontology annotation, molecular function: SNARE binding. Gene Ontology annotation, biological process: exocyst localization; exocytosis. Gene Ontology annotation, cellular component: exocyst. NCBI's taxonomy places the organism in Eukaryota, Euglenozoa, Kinetoplastea, Trypanosomatida, Trypanosomatidae. The record is from RefSeq and is a predicted model, not a curated record. The transcript has a single exon. Bases 1 to 2637 code for a protein of 878 amino acids.
AUGCGUGAGCGAGGGAGGGCUUCCUUCCUGCGCGGCCCGCAGCAGGCGACGGAGGACGUCGACACCUCGGAACUGUAUUCCUCCGCUCAGUUGUUUCCGUUCCUCAGUGAGGAGGACCGCGCCAAUCUUGGCAGGGAAGUGGUGGCGGCCAUCAACAACGAGUUGGUGCACCCGGAGGACCUCGAGGUGGCCGUUCCACGCCUCUUGCGCUCCUGCGCGAGUGAGGCGAAGGAGCUCCGACGCGCCAUUAACUCGAUGGCCUUCUCGCAGAUGCUGGAGGGGCACCGCGCUGUGCAGAUCAUCAAGGAAAGCAGCGAACGCAUUCAGGACUUGCGGGCGCUGUACAUGAAACAGGGUGACCUCAUUACCAGCAUGGAGGUGACAUCAGGCAGCUACAAGCAGCUUCGGCAGCUGCACUUUCUGCGCGACAAUGUGACGUCUGUCAUUAAGUGGGCAGAGGCGUUGAAAGAGGUGCGCUACACCAACUUGUACGGCCUUGUAGAGCAGCGGCAGUUUGCAGCGGUAUACAAGCGCCUACGUCGGUUGCAGACGAUACGUCGCACUGUCAUUGAGAAGUCGAGCGCCGAAUAUCGCAGUUAUCGCGCUGCCUUUGACCCAUACUUUGAAAAGCUCGACACGGUACAGACUAUGUUCGUAGCAGAGGUGUACAAACUGCUCGAGGAAAACUCUGUGUACGUGGCGAUCCAAAAAGCGCUAGAGGACAUGCCCGAUGGCAACGCUGUUGCCGAUGACUUCCCAGAAUUCACUCAAUUUGAAGAAUGCGUGCAGCUCUGCGAGGAGGAAGUGGGGGGUGACGGCGUCUUGCGCACCGCAGAUGGCGAGCAGCUCAUCACCGAAGAAAAGGUGGGCCGCGCUGUGGGCAAGUGUGUGGCCCGGUUGUGGGAAGAGGAGGUGAUGGUGGACGUCGUGGACCCAUUUGAGCAAAUAACCACGUACCUUGAGCAAAUGAAGAAGGUGGCACCGCUGCUGGCCGCGCUGGAGAUAACACUCAUUCCCCUCUCCACAAAGUUCUCCUUCUUCGCCGUUGUGGUGGAGGCAAUCCACGGCGAGGUGAUGGGCGUGCUGCGCGGCUACAUUGACCCCGAUGCGGCGGUGGGAGCUACCGGCCUGCUAGAGGUCUCUGACUUCGUGCAGUGGUACAAGGAGGCGAUGAUGGAGGCAAACUACACAGCGUACGUCGAUCUUGACGCUCUUGAUGGCCUCUCCGCGUCGAUGAUGACGGCAGCUGUCGGUGGUCUUUCGACGCAUCUCAUCCAGUUGUGCCGCUCCUGCGCCAUCGCAGUGAUGAGUGGGCGCGGCGGGCCAACAGCGCUCCCGAACGGACUGCCCGUGACGACUGGGCCGAUUGACAUGUUCACGGUGCUGCAGCAGUCGCUAGGUGGGCUUUCUACGGCGAUUGAAGUUGGAGUCAUGCGGCAGAUUGGCGGUGCCUGCGCGCAGGCCAUCGAAGCGUACCUCGAAGAGUGCAAGUUGCGCAGUGACUACGACUACUGGGAGGAGGAGAACGAGACGUCAGGGAGCCCAGCUGAGGAGUGGGCCGCGCGUCGCCUCGCGUUCCUCUAUGCCUUUUGCAACGACUGCUCGACAAUCGAGCGCAACAUGGACACGAUUGAGCUCAAGUUUGCGUCUUACUGGGAUGAAGAGGACGGAAGCGGCGAAAAUGCGUCGCCGUUUCAGAAGACGCAGGACAUGAUUUCCGAGCACGCACUGUACUAUGUGGACGAGAUUGUGCUGCACGUUGAGCGUGUUGUCGGCGCACAGUGGGCCCUCGUGUUUCGCUCCAAUGAGUGGUACGACAACGACACCAACCCGACGCAGGUGAUCAUUGACACAAUGAGCGACUUCAUUGACGAGGAGUUCAUCACCGCGCUGGAGGAGGCACGGGUGCGCAUGGCCACGCGCGGCAUGAUGACGAGGUAUGUUCACAAAUAUCUCACAACACUCAUGGAAUUUUUCGGCGAUGCCAUUCGGCACCCGAACAGCCGUGGCGUGGAGGACUGGAACGCAUUCAUUGACUGCUUCACCCGCGACACGACUCUUGCAAUGGGUAUGUGGUCGGAGCGCGUCACGGACGGGCGUGGGCAGCUCGUCAGCACAGCACGGCGUGCGCUGGACCUCACGGCGUCUCUGCUGGGUGUCAAGAAGCUGGUGGAUUUCAGUUUCAUUCUGCAGCACGAACUCCUCAGUGACUUGGGCGACUGCCCGACCUUCUUCCUACGCUUCAUCCUGCAGGCGCGGCAGAAGGAGCUGGACAAGGAGACGCGCGACAGCAUGAUGGCGGCGUGGGCCGAGCUCAUUGCGCACCAGCGGCGCGGCGCCGACGACGUGCCGACCGCUGGCUGGUCGCAGCCGGUGUCCUACUUCGGCGCGCUCGACCGCACGCUGGCGGACCUCGACAAGAAGGCGGGAAUUUUCCGCGCAAGUGCGCAGAAGCAGCGUGCACGCGCAGAGCAGAAGCGGCAGGAGAGCGAGCGCGAGGCAAAACGGGCGGCGCGCCGCGCCCGACGCGAGGCGGACGCUGCAGCAACCAAAGGGAAGGCUUCGGCGGUGCCGAAGAAGCCAAAGGCCGGUGGCGGAGAGGUCGAGGUGGUCAAUCUUGCCGAUCUCCUCAAGUGA